AAGUGCCACGACUCCACAGACCACGGAUAGGAUAGACGGAGAAAUCGAGACAGAGAAGGAGCCUUUGGACAGCCACACAUUUCAUUUGAAUGUGAAAAUUAUUUCACAUAUCGCUACCACACAAGUACAUUUCCUGGUUGGACUGAAGUGUUCACAGAAAAUAUAGAAGGCUUAGUUGGACAUCGUCUCGUCGGCUAGUCAGUCAUGGACAUCUACGACCCCCAGACGCUCGGCAUCGUGGUCUUCAGCGGCUUCAUGGUCUUCUCGGCCAUCGCCAUCGCCCUGGUGUCCACCUUCUCCAUGAAGGAGACGUCGUACGAGGAGGCGCUGGCCAAGCAGCGCAAGGAGCUCGGCAAGGCCGGCCAGCAGCCCCAGCAGCAGCGCGCCGCCGCAGCGGACAAGAAGAAGAAGGACAAGGCCCGGAAGAAGAAGGACGACAAGCCCAACGGGAAGCUGCCGGACGCCGAGCCGGCCACGUCCGACCUGAGCGAGUCCGAGGGACCCCAGACAACGCCUGUUCCUGCCGCCGAACCCGAGCCCGCCCCCGCCCCUGCACCCGAGCCUGUGGUUGUAGCUGCCGCACCGGUGGUCACAGCCACCCCAGCUCCUGCCCCUGUGGCAGCCGCCCCUGCUGCCCCAGCUCCUGCCCCAGUGGCGGCCGCCCCCUCCCCCAAGGACAAGAAGAAGAAGGAGAAGAAGGUGGCCAAAGUGGAGCCGGCUCAGGCCCAGCAGACCUCCGCUGCCCCCCCGGCGCCCUCCAAACCCGCCGCUGCCAAGCCUGCCGUUGCCAAGACCGCCGAGCCCGCCGUGGUCAAAGAGGUCCCGGUGAUGGCGGUGCCACCGGUGGGUGCCCAGAAGAGCAGCCCAAAGCCAGCCCCUGCGCCCGCGGCUGCACCUGCUAAAGCCGAGGAGGCCAAAGGGGACGCACCAACCAAGAAGAAGGGAGGCUCCAAGAAGAAGACAGAGCCUGCUGCUGAGAAGGUGGUGGUGGACUCCGUGGACUCUCCGCUGUACCUGCCCUACAAGGCCCUGGUCUCCACGGUGAAGAGCAUGAUGUUCAGCGAGCAGGAGGCCCAGCAGCUCAUCGAGGUCCUGAGCGAGAAGGCCGGAGUCGGCACUUGGCAUACGGCAUGUGUGAAGGGUGACCCGGUGGCGGUGCUGAAGAAGCAGCUGGAGGAGAAGGAGAGGCAGCUGGCCACCGAGCAACAAGACGCCGCCGCCGCCAAGAACCGCGUACGCGACCUCACCAAGGAGAUGAGUGCGGAGAAGUCCAAGGUGGCGUCCGUGGAGGCCAAGCUGAAUGCCCAGCUGAGUUCCCGCGAGCAGGAGAUGGUGGCGCUCCAGGCACGCAUGCAGGCCAGUUACCAGGACCACGUCGCCGAGACGCACAAGUACAAGGCCAAGAUCCAGGGUCUUCAGGAUCAGCUGGAUAAGGGCCCCAGUGCCCAGAUGGCCCGUCUGCAGCAGGAGAACUCCAUCCUCAGGGACGCACUCAACCAGGCCACCAGCCAGACCGAGAGCAAGCAAAAUGCGGAGCUGGCCAAGCUGCGUCAGGAAUGUGCCAAGCUGACCAAGGAUGCGGGGGAGAAGAGCGAGGCUCUUCAGGCGGCCGAGCAGCUGAGGAAGGGCCUGGAGGCCAAGGCAGCCGCCGCCGAGGGCCAACUGGCCCAGCUGCAGGCGAGCCGGGCGUCCAGCGAACAGGCGCUGCAGCGGCGUCUGGAGGAGGUGAGCGAGGAGCUGAGGGCCUCCCAGAGCACCAGCAGCAGCCUGCAGACACAGCUGGAGCAGACCAAGCAGGACGGCACCUCCCUCACAGAUCUGCAGGCGCGGGUGGCGUCGGCGGAGGCGAGCCUUGCGGAGCGCGGGGAGCUGGUGGAGGCUUUGGAGGCGCGGCUGGCCCAGGCGGAGCUGGAGAAGAGCCAGCUGGAGGACCAGGUGGGGUCCAUACACACCCUGCUGGAGGCCAGCCAGAGUCGGGAGGAGGACGACGGGGAGAAGCAGGCUAACACAGACGCAGAGCUGGAACAAAUGAAGAGCAGUCUGAAGGAGAAAGAAGUGCAGCUGGCAGCCCUUGAGGAACAACUGAAGCAGAUGUCCACAGACACUAUUACAAGCACUGCUGCAAACACUACAGAGGCUGCACAGGCGCCCAGCGAAGAGCUGAAAUCUUUGAGAGAGGAGGUGGAGAAGAAAAAUGCCAGCAACGCGGAGAUGACGAGCGAGAUGGAACAACUUAGAGUGAGCCUCCAAGAACGUGAGAUGCAAUUGGCGUCAAUGGAAGCUGAGCUUCAACAAGUGAAGGAGGAGAAAGCCAGCGUUCCCAACCAGGCCGACAACACAGCUGAGCUGGAAGCACUACAAAAUGGCCUGAGGGUACAGCAGGAGCAGGUGGCCUCUCUGGAAGAGGAACUAAAGCAAGCCAAGGCCAACGCUGACCUUCGGCCUGACCACACAACAGAAUUGGCCUCACUACAGAGCAGCCUAUCGGAAAGAGACGCCCUGGUGACCUCACUACAACAGGAGCUACAGAGGAUGUCCGCAGCAGCAGAACAAUCAAAGGACGGUGACAACGCAACAGCAUUUCAGUCGGAAACUAAAGAAGUCCUCCACUCACUCUUCCCACAUAUCGACAUUCAAACAGAAGAGACCCAAUGGUUGCAAGACUUUGCACAGAAAGCAGCAGAGACGCUUAGCCAAAUGCAACAGAGUCAGGAAACACAGCACAGUAAAGCAGAGCUGGAGGAGGUGUCGGGGAAGCUGAAGGCAGCAGAGGAGGGCCAGGUCACACUACAGGCUGAGUGUGAACAGUACAGGACCGUCCUCGCAGAAACGGAGGGCAUGCUGAAGCAUCUGCAGAGGAGUGUGGAGGAAGAGGAGCGAGGCUGGAAGACCAAGGUGGCAGAGCUACAGGAGCAGCUGAAGACGGCCAAUGAGAAGGUGCAGAGUAUGGAGCAGCUGGCAGACAGCCAGAACACAGAUCAGCUGAGGGAGCAGGUGAUGCUGCUGGAGGCCCAGCUAGAAAAGCAGCUGGAGUCAGCCACCUCAGACAGCAACACGUACUCAGAGGAGAUGAACCAGCUGAAGCUGCUGCUAGCGGAAACCCAGGGUCAGCUGGAAGGGGCCCACAGGGAGGCUGAGGCUCAGAGGGAGGAGCUGGGACUGGUCAGAGAGCAGCUGGGCGAGAUGACCGAGCACGCCCAGAGAGAGGACCAGACCACGGGGCCGCAGAACGGCCAAUCAGAGCCUGAGGUGCAGGCUAAGCUGUCGUCCACAGCAGGACAGCUGGAGGAGGAGGAGGGCCUGAGGCAACACCUGACUGACGAGUACCUACAGGCUCAGAGAACGGUGACAGAACUCCAAGCCCAGUUAGAUCUCCUGAAGGGUGCAGGAGAUGCGGAAACGGAGGAUGUUGCAGAGCUAAAGGAGCGUCUUGAGAAGGAGAAGAAGCUGUCUAAGGACCUGGGCCAGGCUGCCACCAAGCUCCAGCAGCUCCUGAAGGCCAGCCACGACCAACUCGCCAAAGAGAAGGACGCAGUCAAGGUCCUGAGGGACCAGCUUCUAGCAAAGGACGAGACUGGAGAGGUGAAAGAGGGAACGUCUGUCUGAAGCAGACACACACACUUACACACUACAUAGUUCGCCAAAAUGCCUUACAAUGACCACAAUAUGCAUUCCUGCAAGAUGAUUUUUUGUUGUUGUACUGUAGUUAAAUUAAAAAUUCAAAAAAAGGAAAAAAGACAAACUUUUCAUGUUAAAUGUAGGUAGAUGUGAUACAAAUCUCCUUUUUUAAUGUUGAUAUAAACAUUCCAAUAAUGAACUUCUGACCAUGUCAGAAAAGUAUCCCUAAUCUUACUUUUGUUCAAAGUCCCCAACGGUUCAGUGUUAAGGGAAAACGCAUGUACGUUAAAUGUACAUCAACUAGUGCAAUGACUUUAUCGUUUGCUUUGUCAAAGGCUGAGAAAAGUUGGAACAUGUUUAAGGUACAAUGCUUUACAUUUUAUGCCCUCUACUUUUGGUAGUAGCCGGCUGGAAACAAAAAUGUAUGAAUUUGAUAUUGAAUAAACUACAAUGUAGCUUUAA
Messenger RNA from Engraulis encrasicolus (European anchovy), 4080 nucleotides. RefSeq names its product ribosome binding protein 1a (gene rrbp1a). The transcript has 31 exons. Bases 205 to 3606 code for a protein of 1133 amino acids. The record is from RefSeq and is a predicted model, not a curated record. Gene Ontology annotation, cellular component: endoplasmic reticulum membrane. NCBI's taxonomy places the organism in Eukaryota, Metazoa, Chordata, Actinopteri, Clupeiformes, Engraulidae. Gene Ontology annotation, biological process: protein transport.